AUGCCAAAGAGCUCGAAAAAAAAGAAGGAGAAGGCUGCCGACUUUUCGAGAGCCAAAUUGAAACUUGGUAAAGGCAAACAGUUACCAAGCAAUGUGGUCGAUACCUCGUUCAAAGCUCGCAGCAUUGCACUUCCCACCCAGAGUAUCGCUAUAGAGAAGGAUACUGCAAUUCCUACCACGAGGAAGAAACAAUCAUUUGAUAACCUGGUUUCCCUCAUGAAACACUACAAUGCGAAUACUCGGAAAGAUGCGAUUUUGAGCGUUCGGGAGUUGUUUGAAUUGCACCCUGACGUUGUGGAAUCCUCGAUGGCCACACUACUAGGGGCUUGUGUCCGCUUGAUUGGAGAUGAGGAUGCAGGUGUUCGGAAGGUACUACUUUCAUUUUUGAGCUGGCUGCUACCUCUCGUUUCGAAGGAGGACCUGAUCCCUCAUGUUCCACUGCUCAUUCUUUUCACUACAUCCGCCCAGACUCAUAUUUUUCCAGAAAUUAGGAUUGAUGCUGUGCGAUUUCUGGACCUUUUUCUUGAAUUAGUUCCAGAAAGCGUAGUCGAUGGCUGGAUACAAGGAAACCCUGGACACGGAAGAAGAGUCCUAGAGGGAUACUUAGGGAUAUUGAGUGCAGGAACAAAAUACGGCGACACCGAAGGUGCAGUACAGGCAACAUCGACCGCCAGCGUAGUCCUCUCACCGCAGUCGAAGUUCGUCGUAUUGAAGUCACUUUCGACAUUCCUCACUCAUGCGGUAUCGCGACAACUGCGAUCAUCAAGUAAUGCAACUUCUAAUCUGAACCCAGCCACAGUCCCAUUACCAACGUGGUUCCUCGCUCCUUCUUUCGUGUCUGCUCGAUCAUUCAGUGCUUACGAACGAUCAUUCCGAUCCGAGUCGGUGGAUGUUCAACCCCAGCUGGAUGCUGAGCAGCUUCAGGGUGACUUCAUAUGCAUGCCAGACUUCGUGACCGGCCCGUCAGCCACAGCGUGGUCUUUAAAUGACCUUUCCGGCUUAUCACUGGCUCAUACUGAAUCCUUGACUCAUCCAAAUAGUAAUACUUGCUCUCUCAUCCACUUGGCUCGAACACUUUACUCGACUUUACUUGCUUCGUAUCUUGAUUGUGCCCCCAUUGUCUUUUCACCCAGCGUGAAUCCUCCUGAAGCGGAACUCAACCUUCUUACCGUGACAGCGCGGAUCAUGAGGACGCUCUAUGGAUCAAUAUUGCAAAAUAGGUUCUCCGUGAGCCUUACCGAAGAGGAAAUACUUUGCGACGAGCUGAGGACCUUGCUCGGUUAUAUGACAGGGUACUUUCCGUUCAGGCCCGCGCGUCGAGAGAUGAAGGUGGAACAUGCAUUCCAAGAACUGAAUGUAAUCUACUGUGAGCUCACAGCGCUGUUGGUUCUCCUAUUCUUCCGCCGACAAUUAGGAGACAUUUCGCGCAAAAGCCGCUCUCAAUUUCCUCGAUUAUCGGCAUCUUCUUCCCAGGUCAAACAUGAGGGCAAGUUAACUUUACAGGCGGGCCUCGUUAGAACAUACGUUACUCGUCUCCUACUGGGGGAAGACGACUCUAGUGCGCAGAUCUCAAAGCCGCUAAUCCCUACGAUGUACACUGCGCUGCUGCCCACGAUAUGGGCUCUCCUAAACCAGCCGAAGGAGAGUCAGAUGCGGACUCGAGGCGAAACUCACUCACACACCGUAUUAUCAGCGAUGCUCGAUCAUGCCAUUAGGACACCAUCGAGCUCUGCUGUCAAGGUGCUCACUGUUGAAUUUGUAGCUCGCAUUCUUUUGCUUGAAACAGAGACCGACUAUUGCGGACAUUUCGAUGUACGAAACACAGGUGAACAGGAAAAAUUCCAAGAAUGGCUUUUGCACCUCCCGAGGACGCUUUGGGAGAUAGGUCCUCACAACCUCGCCGCUUCCGAGACAGUCAUCGGAUCAUUGUUACGUCUCCUCCAGCGUGGCUCCAUCGUGAUCAAGCAUGAGCAAAUUGUCGGAUUACAGUCUCGCCUCACACCCUUUUUUAUGAUCACCCAUCCUGUUCGCGGUCGGAUUCCUGGUCCGUUCACCAAAAUCCCAGCUUCUUCACCGCUUAUCCGAAGGUUGGCGGUGGACCUUGUAGUUACGAUUCUCUCUGUUUCAUCAAGAUCGGAGGGUGAGGGGAGAGAGAAUCUUAUAAGCGCAGUGGGUAGCGCAGUGACAGGCACCCUCGAGGAAGGCUAUUGGCAGCAGCUUGUGCGGGCGACAGGGCUGUCGUGA
This is a messenger RNA of Suillus paluster, 2244 nucleotides long. RefSeq lists its product as uncharacterized. Gene Ontology annotation, biological process: rRNA processing. Bases 1 to 2244 code for a protein of 747 amino acids. The transcript has 13 exons. The record is from RefSeq and is a predicted model, not a curated record. NCBI's taxonomy places the organism in Eukaryota, Fungi, Basidiomycota, Agaricomycetes, Boletales, Suillaceae. Gene Ontology annotation, cellular component: nucleus.